AUGGAUUCCAACAGUUUUCAAAAUCCCCCACCACAAAAUGUCCUAGUACUCCCAGAGAACCAAGGCGCCAACCUCAGGCCACCUCCAGCUUUUCGGCACGAUAUCAAUUCCCAAACCCUGAAGUCCAAGAGGUUAAGUCGAACUUGUUGUUGUCGGUGCAUGUGGUGCUGUUAUUGCUUCAUAUUCUUCGGCACUGCCGUCUACUUUUCCAUCGUUUACAUUCUCUACGCGAAGUUUGCACCAAAGAUUCCAUUGUAUGAGGUUGAUCACCUCAGUGUACACGCUUUCAACAUCCAGCCUGAUAAUAGCCUCUUCAUUGAACUUAAUGUGACUAUAGAAGCUAAAAACCCAAAUAAGUUCGUAGGCCUUAUGAAUAGCGGAGGAGGCCGCGCUAUUAUAUCCUACUCGGAUUCAGAUCUUUGUUCUGGAAAAUUAACCUCUUUCUAUCAACCUGGAAAGAGUACGACUGUGAGAACUGUUGUUUUAGAAGGGAACAGUCCAUUUGGCUCAGAGCUGCAAGAAACGUUCAUGAAAAACAAGCAUGCGGGCAAAAUUCCUUUGCUAUUUAGACUUGAGGCACCGGUUAGUUUUGUGCUCGGAGACUUUCCUUUGAAGACGGUUAAUAUUUAUUUAAACUCCUCAGUGGUCGUUGAUAACUUGUCUCCCAAUAAGAAGGUUAGGAUCUUAACUACUCAAUACAUGUAUGAUUUGAAGUUCAAUUGGUAUUAA
This is a messenger RNA of Carya illinoinensis, 729 nucleotides long. Its product is annotated as NDR1/HIN1-like protein 6. Gene Ontology annotation, cellular component: plasma membrane. Lineage: Eukaryota; Viridiplantae; Streptophyta; Magnoliopsida; Fagales; Juglandaceae. The record is from RefSeq and is a predicted model, not a curated record. The coding region runs from base 1 to 729 and encodes 242 amino acids. The transcript has a single exon.